AUGAGUCCUCUGCUGUACUAUGCCUUGCCAGCCGUAGGAUGCUACGUCACGCUCUCCAUCUUCUUCCUGCGUUGGCCACGCCUGCUGCACACACCCCGUGUUAGGGCCUUCUGCCCUCGCUUGGGGGCCCAUCGAGGAGGAUCUGGAGAGAGGCUGGAGAACACUCUGGAAGCCAUGGAGAAUGCCAUGGCCCAGAGAGCUGAACUUCUGGAGCUUGACUGUGAGCUGACAAGGGACGGUGUGGUGGUCGUGUCCCACGAUGAGAACCUGUUACGCCAGUCAGGCCUGAAUCGCAAUGUGGGCAGCCUGGACUUUAAGGACCUGCCUCUCUACAAGGAGAAGCUGGAGGUUUACUUCUCACCAGGCCAUUUUGCUCAUGGGUCAGACAGGCACAUGGUGCGCCUAGAGGACCUGUUCCGGAGGUUCCCGAGGACACCCAUGAGCGUGGAGGUGAAAAGGGAGAAUGAAGAGCUCAUUCACAAGAUAGCAGGCCUGGUCAGGCGCUUCAACCGAAAUGAAAUCACCAUCUGGGCUUCAGAGAAGAACUCAGUCAUGAAGAAGUGCAAGGCAGCUAACCCUGAGAUGCCCUUCUCCUUCACAAAAUGUCGAGGACUCUGGUUGUUGCUGCUCUAUUACCUGGGGCUCCUGCCCUUCACCCCAAUCCCUGAGAGGUUCCUCCUGUCGUUCCUGCCCACCAUCAUCAACAGGACCUACUUCCCAUUUUCCUACUCCUGGAUGAACCAGUUGGCGGCUGUGGUUUCAAAAUGGUUCAUCAUGAGAAAAAGUCUGAUCCGACACUUAGAGGAGCGAGGGAUACAGGUAAUAUUUUGGUGCCUUAAUGAAGAGUCAGAUUUUGAAGUAGCCUUCAGUCUGGGGGCCACGGGUGUCAUGACUGAUUACCCCACCGCCCUGCGGAGAUAUCUGGACAACCAUGGCUCAGCUACUCGGACCUCUGAAGCUUCUGCCAGGCCACCCCGGCGGACCAGGCCCCCAGCGCGCCCAGGCGAGGUGAGGCCCUGUGCCCACGCCCAGCCAACGAGGACUGCCCCUUCCCCCGAUGCCCGCUCCCUACCCCCCUCCCAUGCCCCAGGUGAGCUCCGGGGUCUCAGGUGA
Messenger RNA from Chrysochloris asiatica (Cape golden mole), 1113 nucleotides. RefSeq names its product glycerophosphodiester phosphodiesterase domain containing 3 (gene GDPD3). Lineage: Eukaryota; Metazoa; Chordata; Mammalia; Afrosoricida; Chrysochloridae. Gene Ontology annotation, biological process: glycerophospholipid catabolic process. The transcript has 12 exons. The record is from RefSeq and is a predicted model, not a curated record. Bases 1 to 1113 code for a protein of 370 amino acids. Gene Ontology annotation, molecular function: phosphoric diester hydrolase activity; phosphatidylcholine lysophospholipase A1 activity. Gene Ontology annotation, cellular component: endoplasmic reticulum membrane.